Molecule: messenger RNA, 1620 nt
Organism: Penicillium salamii
Lineage: Eukaryota; Fungi; Ascomycota; Eurotiomycetes; Eurotiales; Aspergillaceae
Source: the annotation of a GenBank genome assembly
AUGGCCAAGUGCCUCUUCACCACUCCGAUCCUUCGCUGUCCUCCUGCUCGCCUACGGACAGGGGCUGUGUCGAUGGAGAUUCUGUCGUUCCGGGCCACCGCCCGUCACCCCAGUCUGCGCCAAUUUUCGUCCAAAUCAUGGCGACAGUAUAACAAGGACAAUAAUGAAAACAAAGGAGGAUUCGGCUCGAGGUUACGCUUUGCCUUGCGCAACACAAAGGUCGAAUGGUACCCUAUUCCCGUUGGACUCGGCAUCGGCCUUCUCGGACUGCUGAGUUUCUACAAGUCACAGCGUGCGGAACGCGAUCGUCUGGCUCGCGAAGCCGCUGGAGAUGAAUGGGAGGAGGGGAAACGGCCACCGCGUCGUCCACGAAUCUCGCUGUCUGGUCCCUGGCAUGUCCAGAUCAUGUCUACUCUGCCCCUGAAAGCCAUGUCGCGACUAUGGGGCCGCUUCAACGAAAUCGAACUUCCUUACUACUUCCGAGUACCUGGAUUUAAGCUCUACUCCUGGGUCUUUGGCGUCAACCUCGAAGAGGUCGCCGAACCCGAUCUGCACACGUACCCGAACCUGGCCGCAUUCUUCUAUCGCAAGCUGAAGCCCGGUGUUCGACCUUUGGACCCCAACCCGCACGCCCUGUUGGCACCUUCCGACGGCCGAAUUCUGCAGUUUGGUAUGAUUGAACGCGGCGAGGUGGAACAGGUCAAGGGAAUGACAUACAGUCUGGAUGCUCUCCUGGGUUCGGCCACGCCUGAACACGCUGACCACAGCAACCGGUUGGCCGAUAAGGGUGAGGCGGAAACACAAAAGGAUGUCGAGAAUAUGUCUGCUCAUGAGGAGUUCGCGCGCGUGAAUGGUAUUUCCUACACGCUCCCGACCCUGCUCUCAGGUGAAACCGAUGCGCCCAAGCGCCUUGCGUCAUUGGAUGCCUCAACUGCAUCCAAGGCUACCUCGGAAAUCCAAGUUCAGGAAGAGCUGGCUCGUGGCGAUGGUACACCGUGGUACGCUCCCAAGACUGCGGCUAACCAUGCCUUGUUCUAUGUCGUGAUCUACCUCGCUCCUGGUGACUACCAUCGGUUCCACUCCCCCGCUCCCUGGGUUGUUGAAAGCCGUCGUCACUUUGCCGGUGAGCUGUAUUCUGUCUCACCUUACCUGCAAAGACACCUCCCUGGAUUGUUUACUCUCAACGAACGAGUCGCCCUCCUCGGCAGGUGGCGAUGGGGAUUCUUCAGUUACACACCGGUCGGAGCGACCAAUGUAGGCUCCAUCAAAAUCAACUUUGAUUCGGAACUACGUACCAACAGCCUUCUGACGGAUACCGCUGCGGACUUGGCAGCGGCCUUGGCUACUAAGCGGGGUGAACAAUAUCCCGGUUUUGUCGAGGCGACUUAUCGCCACGCUAGCCGCACCCUUGGCGGCCACCCCCUGCAGCGCGGCGAGGAAAUGGGUGGAUUCCAGCUCGGAAGUUCAAUUGUGCUCGUGUUUGAGGCUCCGUUAGGUACUCGCAAGCCUGUCGAUGCCGGCUGGCCGGACGAUGCGCCGAGUGAUGGCUGGACCUGGAAUAUUGAAAAGGGUCAACGCAUCAAGGUCGGCGAAAAACUCGGCUUUGUGGGUGACGCGUGA